Branchiostoma floridae (Florida lancelet) is the source of this 1917-nucleotide messenger RNA. RefSeq lists its product as uncharacterized. The transcript is spliced from 2 exons. The coding region runs from base 415 to 1080 and encodes 221 amino acids. The record is from RefSeq and is a predicted model, not a curated record. Lineage: Eukaryota; Metazoa; Chordata; Leptocardii; Amphioxiformes; Branchiostomatidae.
ACCAAACCUACGAGGUGAAGCAAGGUACGGCCUAGGGCUUCAUCUCCCUAAUAGAUGUGUCACGGGUCAACAGAUCUGACUGAGCCGGUUGGUCAAGUCGGUAAAGAGCUGCGAAAAACAACACCCGGUUCACCUCCAGUUCUAAAUAAGGGUCGUCUCCUCUUUCCUACAAGACAUACAAACUGUUAAUCAGAGUCAUCAGAAAGCUGUAAUCAUAAUCGUAAUGUUCCGUCCUGAUUGAAUUAGGUCUGCACGCGAGUGGCUUCUUGAAGAAAACUGGAGAUCUUGUCGCGAUCGUCAUGCCGAGGAACUGUUCGCAUUUCGUUCGCACCUGUUCCUGAUACCGUCUUUUUGCGGCCUGGUACAAACUGUCAGACCUUCUUCAGCAUUUUUGUUCGCGAGAGAAAUUUGUUCAUGCUAAACCCACGAUUCUCAACAGUGAGGAGUGACUUGUGGAGGCCCACUAGGCCACAGAGAGCAACUCAUCUGAUAGAGACUGGACACAGUCAGCCACCCGAAAUGCUAGCUCUGUCGGUGCUAUCGACAGAUCUGAAUCAGUCAGACGAGAACAAGAAAAGACGACUAAAACGAUGUAUCUUCGCCCUGACUUUCGUUUUGUUCUCAGUCCUGGUGAUUCUGAUAUAUCGAUACUCCACCGUAGCAUCGCAAAUUAUGGUGGGUGUUGCGACGCCGCUGUUCAUCGGUGCGAUCCUGUUCGAGUGUUGUUGUCGCACCAAGGCUCUUCACGGGGCCCGCCCGGGACAACAGUGCGUAACAGUGGGGAUUCGUGAUUUUGAAGAGCCGUCGACGACACUGCUGGGGUACGACCCACAGGCUACGUUACCACCUUACACGCGUGUUGAAGAGGAGCCUCCUCAGUAUGACGUUAUCUGCAAUGGACAGACAGCCUCGUACCCAGGGGCAGAACUACAAAUGCCACUCUCGUACCCAGACACCUCACAGCCACUGGAAAGUCGGGAUCAGGAACAAACGAUGCAAGAUGUCUGCAACACCGCCACUUACAACCAAGUCCCUCCCCCGCCGUAUGAGGAGGCAGUCAGCCCCGUAAAAGAACAAUAGUUUCAGUAUGCUGAAAUUCGAAAUAUGGCUAAACACGACGUACUACUCACAACUAAGUUCAUUACUCAUUGCUACAGAUUGAACUUGAGUGAACUAUGACGUUUGUGAUCGCAUAGUUUUGUGAUAAGGGAAUAACGUUAACUGAAAGUUUGUCCUUUUUGCGACAAGAAAAUAGAUUAUAUAGUACGGUAUAGUACUUUACCUUAGACGUUGUAUAUAUCAUACAUGUAGAAAGUAACACAACAAGAUCAUGCAUUUAAAGUGUAGCACAAUAUAAUUCCCCACCAGUUUCUUCUAACAUGUUUGUAGUCCCAUAACAAGCUAUAGUGUCAUCUGGAGGGACUCCAUAACGUCAUCUGUUGGAUGAACUGAACUAAAUGGAACCAAGUGGUGCGGAAUAUAGAUAUAUCUGUGGUGUUAGGUCUGGAAAUUUGCAGAACAGUGUUUCUGUAUAUCUCUGGCUUUUUUUUUUUUAUUCUGUUUUCUUUAGCCAGGGUAGCCCAGCUCAGUGCAUCGCACUACUUUACAGUGGGGCCCUGGAUAAAUGGCUAUGAAGGAUGUGUAAAAUUUGCAAGGUCAUUCAAAGAUGGAUGGUGUAGUUCCUCGCCAAGUCAGAAGAGGCCGUGGCUACAAAAGAAAAUGCAGUUUUAUUGGCAACUGUGUAAUGCAUUUAUAUUGCUGUCACAUACAAACAACAUCACAAUUCCAACCUUUCAGUUACACAACAAGGACACUGUACAACUCAAGAGGGAGAGUCUAACGAUAACGAUAUCACUCAAUCAUAAAUGUAUACAGACUGUUGUCGCAAAUACAGUUCAAUUACAGUCAUUUUUAUGA